UAAUCACUAAUCAAUUUGAAGGGAAAACUGUGAAGCUCCAAAAUUCAGUUUCCAUGCCUCCAGUACCCAUAAAUGUUGGGCAAAUUGACGAUGUCCAAGAGCUGAGAAAAACUAAGCCAAGGACAAUUCCUCAUAGAUUUGUACGAGACAUGACAGAAAGACCAACAACACAAACUACAACCCUUUCCCCACCAUAUAAUGACAUGCCUGUCAUUGAUUUCUCUAAGCUUACCAAAGGGAACAAAGAGCAAGUACUCACUGAAAUUUUCAAUCUUGCAACUGCUUGUGAGGAGUGGGGAUUUUUUCAGGUAAUUAAUCAUGAGGUUGACCUCAAUCUGCUGGAGGGCAUAGAGAAUCUGAGUAGAGAGUUUUUCAUGCUACCUUUGGAAGAGAAGAAGAAAUACCCUAUGGCUCCAGGCACAGUCCAAGGGUAUGGACAGGCUUUUGUUUUCUCAGAGGACCAGAAGCUGGAUUGGUGCAACAUGUUUGCUCUUGGAAUUGAACCUCAAUAUGUUAGGAAUCCAAAUCUAUGGCCAAAGACACCAGAAAGAUUCAGUGAAACAGUGGAAGUGUACUCAGAAGAAAUAAGGAAACUGUGCUAUGACCUGUUGAAAUGCAUAGCUUUAGGCCUUGGCUUGAAAGGUGAUGUGUUUGAGAAGAUGUUUGGUGUAGCAGUGCAAGCCAUAAGAAUGAAUUACUACCCAACAUGUUCCAGACCUGACCUUGUUUUGGGUCUGAGUCCACAUUCAGAUGGAAGUGCCCUCACUGUGCUUCAGCAAGCAAAGGGAGGCCCGGUGGGACUUCAAAUACUCAAGGACAAUACAUGGGUUCCUGUUCAGCCAAUUCCAAAUGCUCUUGUUAUCAACAUUGGAGACACAAUAGAAGUUCUUACAAAUGGAAAAUACAGGAGUGUGGAGCAUAGAGCUGUGGCUCAUGAGGAGAAAGAUAGACUCUCAAUUGUGACAUUUUUUGCUCCUAGCUAUGAAGUUGAGCUUGGUCCAAUGCCAGAAUUUGUGGAUGAAAACCACCCAUGCAAAUACAGAAGAUACAAUCAUGGAGAGUACAGUAAACACUAUGUAACAAACAAGUUACAAGGAAAAAAGACCCUGGACUUUGCCAAGAUCCCAACCAAAAACCUAAGCUAGGAAGGCCCCCUUAGUUCCGCAACUAGCUAGUAGUACUAUAAUUAGACUAUGUAUGUGUGUAUAUAAUUAUCGACCACAUAAAAGUAUCAAGAUCAAGCUUCUGUAUUCUUUUUAGUUAAAAAAUAGGCAGAAGAAUUAGUUGGCUGAUGUAGAAGAGUGUAAAUGUGGGUCAUAUACAGAUGACUCACUGAAAUUAUUCUAAAUAUGUAUAUGCUAUCUUU
Molecule: messenger RNA, 1366 nt
Organism: Abrus precatorius (Indian licorice)
Lineage: Eukaryota; Viridiplantae; Streptophyta; Magnoliopsida; Fabales; Fabaceae
Product: protein SRG1
Exons: 4
Coding region: 54-1145 (363 amino acids)
Source: RefSeq, a predicted model, not a curated record